Lotus japonicus is the source of this 1605-nucleotide messenger RNA. RefSeq names its product GDSL esterase/lipase At5g55050-like. Lineage: Eukaryota; Viridiplantae; Streptophyta; Magnoliopsida; Fabales; Fabaceae. The record is from RefSeq and is a predicted model, not a curated record. Bases 181 to 1281 code for a protein of 366 amino acids. Gene Ontology annotation, molecular function: hydrolase activity, acting on ester bonds. The transcript is spliced from 5 exons.
UUUAAAUUUGCUCCACUAUCUCUCACUACUUCAAUCCAAUUCUUCUUUUCACACGUAGUAUCUAUUACUACUACUCUCUUGUCCAGUUAUUGCAUCUUUAAAUCUCUUACCAACCCUUCUCAACCGUCACAUACACAUACACUAUAAAGGAAACACAAAUUAAAUUCCAAUUCCCAAAAGAUGGGGAAUUCCUUUCAUUCUUUGUUUCUCUGUUUCUUCAUCUUCUUCUUCAGCUUUGGAUUCUCCUCCUCAGAGGCUCAAAAAAAGGCCCCGGCUGUUUAUGUGUUUGGAGACUCACUUGUUGAUGUUGGCAACAACAAUUACUUGAGUCUUUCCCUUGCAAAGGCAAUUCUUCCUUACUAUGGAAUUGAUUUUCCAACUAAGAAACCCACUGGCAGGUUCAGCAAUGGAAAGAAUGCUGCAGAUUUAAUUGCUGAAAAAGUGGGCCUUCCCACAUCACCAGCUUACCUGUCCCUAGUGUUAAAGGCCAACCACCACAAGAACGUAUCCUACUUGGAAGGGGUUAACUUUGCCUCUGGAGGUGCUGGAAUUUUUGACGGCACAGAUGAUACUUCUAAGCAAUCAAUACCGUUGACAAAGCAAGUGGACUUCUAUUCAAAAGUGCAUGAACAAUUGACACAACAGAUAGGAGCAUCUACUCUUCAGAAACGCCUCUCAAAAUCCAUCUUCCUUGUUGUGAUUGGUAGCAACGAUAUCUUUGGUUAUUUUGGCUCAAAUGUAACUCAAAACAAAAGCACUCCACAACAGUUUGCGGAUUCCAUGGCUUCCUCACUAAAAGUGCACCUACAGAGAUUAUACAACAACGGUGCAAGGAAAUUUGAGAUUGUUGGUGUAGCUGCACUUGGAUGCUGCCCCGCAUACAGGGCCAAGAACAAGAAAACAGAAUGCUUUUCAGAAGCCAAUUUGUUAGCGGCUAAAUAUGAUGAAGUCCUUCAAUCCAUGUUAAAGGAAUGGCAAUCAGAGAAGAAGGACUUGAGUUACUCCUACUUCGAUACCUAUGCUGCCCUCCAAGAUCUCAUCCAGAGUCCAUCUUCUUACGGAUUUGCAAAUGUGAAAGGUGCUUGUUGUGGACUUGGUGAGCUGAAUGCCCAGAUUCCAUGCCUUCCAAUUUCAAAUAUUUGUUCGAACAGAAAAGACCAUGUCUUCUGGGAUGCAGUCCAUCCUUCCGAGGCAGCCAUUCGCAUUGUUGUGGAUAGACUUUUUAGUGGACAUCCAAAAUACACAUCUCCUAUCAACAUGGAACAGCUCCUAGCUAUUUGAAUUUCAACAAACAACGAUGAAUCAAUUGGUCAUUUUCAAAUUCUUAGCACAACUAGGUUGUGUUUGGUUAGAGUAGAGAGUAUAAGAAGAAGAGAAAAUAGAAGGUGGUGAGAAAAAAUAGUGGAUUUUUAAGAUGAUUAGUAUAAGAGAAAUAAGAGAGAAAAUGAAGAGAAAUCAUGUGGUAGAUGGUCUUUUGUUUAGUUUUGUUGAAUAGAAAGCAAUAAUAGAAAAUAUUAAUAUUUUUAUGUAAAAUUAAAUUUGUCCUUGAUAUUAAAUAUUUAAAAAUAAUGGUAAAUAAAUUGUUGGAGUUAGAGAAGUAUAAAA